AUGACCCCUCGAAUCACCAGCUGGGACGAGCUAGCAUUUUUCCAAGAGGAAGUGGACUCUGACUCCAAUGCACUCCGGUACACCUCAUUUGGCAUUUUAGACGAGAAUGAAACUCUCUUCUACGGCCAGCUGCCUGUCCGCAAGGCGGAAAUCUCGCUCGACCAGCUCAUGCAUGCACUGAAUGCUGUUCCAGACGAUACCAUAUUCUCCGCAUGGCCACAGCCAGAAACAAAACUUUGCGAGGCACCGGAACCAUUGCCUCCGAAUGUCUUUAUCAAACGUGCAUCCCUAGAAGUGUACGAGAUGCUUCGGCAGCUAGGUAUUGAGAAGCAGCUGUGCACGUCGCUCAUAGAAGGGCCAUUGCAGCAUCCUCAUCCAAACCUGGUCGGCUACCACGGCUGUCGGAUCGUGCGCGGUCACAUCACCGGCCUCGUUCUCGACAAACAUCCACACGAUCUACAUACUUGCAUAAAAAAUGGAUCCAAGUCAAUCGAUACGACCCAAUUCAUGGACGCCCUCGAGUCCGUAGUCCAGCACUUACACAACCUGGGCUGGGCGCACAACGAUCUCACCCCGGCGAAUAUCUUGGUUAGCGAAUCCGGCACGCCGGUUCUGAUCGACUUUGGCGGGUGUCAAAAGUUUGGCACGAAACUAAAGUAUAUUCGGGGAACGAAGGAGUGGAUUGAGGGAGACAUUGAAGAUUACACCACGUCGGAGGCGCAGCAUGAUAUCUUUGCGCUUGGGAAGAUUCGAUCUUGGCUGGAUAAUCCGGGGUCGGAGUAA
Molecule: messenger RNA, 783 nt
Organism: Talaromyces rugulosus
Lineage: Eukaryota; Fungi; Ascomycota; Eurotiomycetes; Eurotiales; Trichocomaceae
Exons: 1
Coding region: 1-783 (260 amino acids)
Biological process (GO): protein phosphorylation; mitotic DNA damage checkpoint signaling
Cellular component (GO): nucleus
Molecular function (GO): protein serine/threonine kinase activity; ATP binding
Source: RefSeq, a predicted model, not a curated record